Molecule: messenger RNA, 633 nt
Organism: Colletotrichum paranaense
Lineage: Eukaryota; Fungi; Ascomycota; Sordariomycetes; Glomerellales; Glomerellaceae
Exons: 2
Source: RefSeq, a predicted model, not a curated record
GAGGUAUUAGCGAGGAGUCGGUCCAAGACAACUUGGAAAUCUCACCUCACCACCUCACGUAUCCGCACUUCACGGGCGCCUGCCCACAUUCAACUCCCCCAUGCCUUUUAUUGCAUCUUUUGCAACUUCCAUGCUCGAGGACGCUGGAACUUCCUUCCUCGACGUGGUGCAUGUGGCCGUCCUUCGCCUGGAAUCCGCAUGGUAAUUAUUAGUGAAGAAGCCAAGACUCAGGUCCAGUAUCCGUACCUACCUUACCUUCCCUGUGUCGUCGUCAAGCUCCGCACCCGCAGACCCGCGCGUCGACUGCACUGCUCUGCACCUUACCUGCGUGCCUGCCUACCUUACCUUACCUUGCCGCUCCGCACCUUCCAAUACAAUACCACUGCGCCACUUCGCACAAUUAUCACGGGUGCCGCGUCCUUCUCUCAAAUCGACUUGCCAACUGUCAAAAAUACAAGAACCGCACUUUCCGCUCACGAGUGGUUGCGGACAUUUUUAGCAGCUUCGACUGUAGUCUGCUCUGUAACUCUUCGAGGUAUUUCAAUUUCUGGUCUGGCUGCUGAUACCCAUACCUCCUUCCUCCUCCAACUACAUCCCACCGGAGAGGCAGCUCACGCCUCCUACCUUGCUUGA